ACUCCGCGCCGCGAGUGCGCGCCCCGCCCCGAGGGAGGAGCGUGCCCGCUCCCGGCCACUUGGCCCCAACUGUAGCCCGCGGCUGCGACCCGGCGUUCCCAGCUUUCCCUCCUCUCCGGCUGUCUCCUGCCCCCGCCUCCGCCCUCCCUCCCCGGGCUUUUCCCGCCGCCUCACCCGGCCCGCCCGUCUGCCUUUCCAGUCUGGCCGGCGGGGGCCGCACGCUCGGCGGCUCAGGCCGUGGGACCGUGGUCACACCCUUACCAGAAAUUCUUGGCUGGUAAUCGCGAAGCCGACAGGGAGCAAGAGCUGGGAGAGCUGGAGAAAACCGCUCUAAUCUGACUUGAUUCUGGCAAGAAGUGGACCCUGCAUCGUAAUAACCAACAUUUGCAAAGCGGUCUCAGAGGCUCUAGGGUGAUUCGUCUCAGAGAUUCUUCAAGAACUGAGCCCUUUGCAGGACUCAUGCCCCAGCCUGUGCCCCCAUGACCAGGCGGAUAGCACUCCUUGUGCCUGCGACCCAGAACCCUGGCUGACCACAUUGAAGCAGGAUGCUCCAGCAGGUUAAUGGCCACAGUUCAGGCUCUGAUGCCCAUGGCAGGGAAUCCCUCAGAGAAGACCUGCAGGAGUUCCUGGGCGGGGAGGCCCCGCUGCACCAGCUGGAUGACCUCACCAAGGUGAAUCCUGUGACGCUGGAGACAGUUAUGUCUCCAUUUGAGCCAGAGUUUGCUAAAGGCACCUCUGCCUCAGUCCUGAGGUGUCUGCAGGCCCGGUACACAGCAGACACGUUCUACACCAACGCUGGCUGCACCCUGGUGGCUCUGAACCCCUUCAAGCCCAUCCCUCAGCUCUAUUCACCAGAGCUGAUGCAAGAGUACCACGCUGCUCCUCAGCCCCAGAAACUGAAGCCCCACAUCUUCACUGUGGGUGAACAGACCUACAGGAGUGUCAAGAGCCUGAUCGAGCCAGUCAACCAGUCUGUUGUCGUCAGUGGAGAGAGUGGUGCUGGAAAGACAUGGACGUCCCGCUGCCUGAUGAAGUUCUAUGCUGUGGUGGCCGCCUCACCCACGUCCUGGGAAAACCACAAGGUUGCAGAGAGGAUCGAACAGCGAAUCUUGAACUCCAACCCUGUCAUGGAAGCUUUUGGGAACGCGUGCACGCUGAGGAAUAACAACAGUAGCCGCUUUGGGAAGUUCAUCCAGCUCCAGCUGAACAGGGCCCAGCAGAUGACUGGAGCUGCAGUUCAGACCUACUUGCUAGAGAAAACUCGAGUGGCCUGCCAGGCCUCCAGUGAGAGGAACUUCCACAUCUUCUAUCAGAUCUGCAAAGGAGCCAGUGCAGACGAGAGGCUCCAGUGGCACCUCCCUGAGGGAGCCGCCUUCUCCUGGCUGCCCAACCCAGAAAGGACCUUGGAAGAGGAUUGUUUCGAGGUGACCAGGGAGGCCAUGCUUCUUUUGGGCAUCGAUGCCCCCACCCAGAACAACAUCUUUCAGGCCCUAGCUGGACUGCUGCACCUCGGCAACACCCGGUUUGCUGACUCCGGGAACGAAGCCCAGCCCUGCCCACUGAUGGACGAUGCUAAGUGCUCUGUCAGGACAUCGGCCUCACUGCUGCGGCUCCCAGAAGACCCUCUGCUGGAGACACUGCGGAUUCGGACCAUCAGGGCAGGCAGGCGGCAGCAGGUGUUCCGGAAGCCCUGCUCCCGGGCCGAGUGUGACACCCGCAGAGACUGUCUGGCCAAACUGGUCUAUGCACGGCUGUUUGACUGGCUGGUAUCGGUGAUCAACAGCAGCAUCUGUGCGGACCCCGACUCCUGGACCACUUUCAUAGGCCUGCUGGAUGUGUACGGGUUUGAGUCCUUCCCCACCAACAGUCUGGAACAGUUGUGCAUCAACUACGCCAACGAGAAGCUGCAGCAGCACUUCGUGGCUCACUACCUCAGGGCCCAGCAGGAGGAGUACACAGCUGAGGGCCUGGAGUGGUCGACUGUCAGCUACCAGGACAACCAGACCUGUUUGGAUCUCAUCGAGGGGAGCCCCGUCAGCAUCUGUUCCCUCAUAAACGAGGAAUGCCGCCUUAAUCGGCCAAGCAGUGCAGCCCAGCUCCAGACACGCAUUGAGAGUUCCCUGGCAGGCAGCCCCUGCCUGGGCCACAACAAGCUCAGCCGGGAGCCCAGCUUCAUCGUGGUGCAUUAUGCGGGGUCUGUGCGGUACCACACCGCAGGCCUGGUGGAGAAGAACAAGGACCCCAUCCCCCCUGAGCUGACCAGGCUCCUGCAGCAAUCCCAGGACCCCCUGCUCAAGGUGCUGUUUCCUGCUGACCCUGAAGAGAAGUCCCAGGAGGAGCCCUCUGGCCAGAGCAGGGCCCCUGUGUUGACCGUGGUGUCCAAGUUCAAGGCCUCCCUGGAGCAGCUUCUGCAGGUCCUGCAUAGCACCACACCCCACUACAUUCGCUGCAUCAAGCCCAACAGCCAGGGCCGGGCGCAGAUGUUCCACCAGGAGGAGGUCCUAAGCCAGCUGGAGGCCUGUGGCCUCGUGGAGACCAUCCACAUCAGUGCUGCCGGCUUCCCCAUCCGGGUCUCUCACCGGAACUUCCUGGAGCGGUAUGAGUUACUGAGAAGGCUCUGUCCUGGCGCAGCCCCCAGCCCCCAUGGCCCACCUCCAGAUGAAGGGCGCUCAGAAGGAGAGAAGAGGAGAGAAUUGGCCACGCCCGGCCGGUGGGGAAGAGAGGUCUGGGGAGGCUGCCGAGCCCUGCCCAGCCAGUGGAGACAUCCGCAAGAAUGGUCUCCACACUCCGAGCAGGCCACGCUGCAAGCCCUCCUCCAGGACAUCCUCCACACUCUGCCAGCCCUGGCUCGGGCACCAGCUGAGGCCACGCCAGCCCCAGUGCACUGUGGCAGGACCAAGGUGUUCAUGACGGACUCCACGCUGGAGCUUCUGGAACGCGGGCGUGCCCAGGUGCUGGAGCAGUGUGCCCGCUGCAUUCAGGGUGGCUGGAGGCGACACCGGGGCCGCAAGCAGGAGAGGCAGCGACGGGCCGCCGUGCUCAUCCAGGCAGCUGUUCGUUCCUGGUUGACUCGGAAGCACAUCCAGAGGCUGCACGCAGCUGCCACGGUCAUCAAACGCGCGUGGCAGGAGUGGAGAAUCAGAAUGGCCUUCCUCGCUUCUAAAGAACUGGAUGGUGUGGAAGAACAACACUCGUCUCAAGUCACCUGUUCCCCGAGCUCCUUUCCACUGCCCCAGGCACAGACCAGGCUCCUGGGGGCAGUAACCCGCUUCUGGCCCCUGGGACUGGUCCUGGCCAACGCCGCUGUGGGUGCUCGCGGCUUCCGGAGGAAGCUGGUGGUCUUCGCCUGCCUCCCGCUCCCCGUGGGCAGCCCCAGCAGCUACACUGUCCAGACAGCACAAGAACAAGCUGGAGUCACGUCCAUCCGAGCGCUGCCUCAGGGUUCGAUAAAGUUUCACUGCAGAAAGUCUCCACUGCGCUAUGCUGACAUCUGCCCUGAACCUUCGCCCGACACUGUUACUGGCUUUAAUCAGAUCCUGCUGGAAAGACACAGGCUGGGCCACGUGUGAUCUCUCCUCACGUUCCAUCCUCACCUGGCCGGGCCCUCCCUGGUGCCUUUGUUUCUCCAAGGCCUUUUCCUGCCAGCUGCCUUGCCAAAGACAUCUAAUCAACACACAGCUGCCAAACAACUCCCACAGCGACUCGGAGCACACGUCGGGGAGCCACGGCUCCAGCCUGCAGGCCAGGCCGGGGCGGCAGCUGCACCAGUGGCCCGGGGCACCGAUCUACGCCUCCAGCCCUGAUGGGUGUCAGGGCUGGUAGCUACCAAACCUGGAUUAAGAAACUUCAGGGCCUUCACAGACCCCACUCGGUGGUGCUGGACAGCAGGCACCCCGCUCCUCCAACCCCACAGGCAAAGUCAGCUUGAAAUGAGCUCUAAAAUUUUGGCUGGCAGAAAUUUUGCCUUUAGUUCCUUUAAAAGGAACAAAGCCUUACCAUUUAAAUAUUUGUUGUUUAAUGUAAUUUCAAGCAACUAGAUUAUAAAUCAAGAAUUUGAGCAAUGCAAUGCACCACAGAACCACCACACUUUAAUUUUAUUUUGAAACACUGAGCAAGUUUUAACUCAAAUGGGUGUGAAAGCCAUAUCAUUUAUGUCUUAA
This is a messenger RNA of Eubalaena glacialis (North Atlantic right whale), 4160 nucleotides long. It is a transcript of the gene MYO19, whose product is annotated as myosin XIX. The coding region runs from base 546 to 3569 and encodes 1007 amino acids. NCBI's taxonomy places the organism in Eukaryota, Metazoa, Chordata, Mammalia, Artiodactyla, Balaenidae. Gene Ontology annotation, cellular component: vesicle; cytoplasm; actin cytoskeleton. The record is from RefSeq and is a predicted model, not a curated record. Gene Ontology annotation, biological process: actin filament organization; vesicle transport along actin filament. Gene Ontology annotation, molecular function: microfilament motor activity; actin filament binding; ATP binding. The transcript is spliced from 27 exons.